AUGUAAUAUGGAAAGAAAAAAAAUCGAUUAACUAAAAUCGAUGCGAAACAAGAAUUUAUUCAUCUGUUCUCAUCGAUGGGCGAUUCGUCGAUGUUCCUAGAAAGUAUCUUCAUCGUUUCUCUCGUUUUUACCGUCACUUAUUCCAAUGAACUCCGUAUUAAUACGACAUCAGGUCUGUUCGAAGGUAAAGAGGUGAUUAUCAGUAACAUACCCGUUCGACAAUUCUUCGGCGUUCCAUAUGGUGAAAAGCCAGCUCGUUUUGAACGGUCAGUCCUACGAAAAUACAAUCCGAAUAUAACAUAUGCAACGCACCGGACACCGGGAUGCCUACAGGCACCUGGUGGACUGUCCUAUGGCCCGUUCGAUUUACCGGACAUGUUUGACGAGGACUGUUUAACAUUGGACAUCUUUACACCGAAAUUGAAAUCAUUGACGCCACUUGCAAUCAUGGUUUUCUGCCAUGGCGGAUCCAAUCAGGUCGGUUCAGCGUCUCUAUUCGAUGGAAGUGCUGUGGCUGCACUUGGCGAUGUGGUUGUAAUUACAAUUAAUUUUCGAUUAAACAUCUUAGGAUUUCUCACCCCAGGUCCAAACAUAAUGCCGGGCAACUACGGUUUACACGAUCAAAUUCUGGCACUAGAAUGGAUUUCGAACAAUGCCAAAUCGUUCAAUGGUGACCCGAAACGUAUUACUUACAUAGGGCAUUCGGCGGGUGCCGCAAAUGCCGUUCUAUUAGCAAUGUCCCCGCGUUCUAAUGGUCGAAUAGCUCGAGUGAUUGCCCAAAGCGGUUGUCCAUUAAAUCAAUGGGCAAUCGAUAGACAACCAUCAAUUCGAUUCGAUAAUGUUAUUAGACGUAAUGGCAUGAAAACAAAGAAAACAUACUUGCAAGAAAAUAUAAAUCGAUUAAAGAAUAUCUCUGCCAACGCUUUCAAUUAUAUGUACCAUACAGGUUUAGAAAUUUCGCCUGAUUAUCCAUUUCCAAUUAUCGACAAUGAUAUUCUUCCGAAUGAUUUAGAAGGAUUGAUUCGUAAAGGACCACUUCGAAACGUUGAUAUUCUCAUUGGUGUGACAGCUGACGAAGCCUUGUACUUUGCUGAAGAACACAUAUUCAAUCAUUAUUUGCCGAGAAAAUAUCGCACAACAACGUCCUUAACAACCACUCAACGACCAUCAACAGUGAAAAGUAAUGGAUUUGCAACGACAACCAAUACAAUGAAAAAAGCAACUGAAACCGAACAACCACAAGGAUUUGCCUACUUUCUGAAGAACAAUUAUAUAAAAAAUUACUUGAAAACCAACUAUCCUGAUCAUCUCUGCUACUAUGAAAACAUUCAAGCAAGAUUUAUGCCACAUAUCGACUAUCAAAACAAUCUUAAUGAAACAGCUCGUCUCUACACGAAUCUAGUCAGUGAUUUGAUGUUCUAUUACGAUCUCGUUCGUUUUCUUCACGAACGUUUGGAAUCAAAAUCACGUGCAUCGACCUACGUUUACUAUCACACAAAUCCACCGGUAUUCGAUCGUGAUAAUUACCUUCGACGUAUUCCGCAUAUGAUUGGACAUUUCGCGGAACUGGAUUUAACAUGGGGUAUACCAUUCUUCGAUCCAAAAAAUCGAACAAACAUUGCCUAUAAUUGGAACAUGUCGUACAAGCCAGAAGAAGUCGAUCUUAGCUUUCAAAUGAUUCGCUAUUGGACAAAUUUUGCUAAGACUGGUAAUCCAAACGAACCCGAAUAUGCCUCAGUCUAUUGGCCAUUGUACGAACGAGUGAACAAAUCAUUCAUCAGUUUUAAUGCAUUGAACACUCACAUUGAAGACAAUUUCCUCGAAGAACGUUUUCAAUUUUGGAAUUCAGUUUUACACCGUCACAUGUGCACGCCAUUUCGCUGGUAUCACACAUGUCUGCUCAUUGGUAUUCUCGUCAUUGUUCUUAGUCUGUUAUCGAUUUAUAUUUUUUAUAAUGCUAAACGAUCGCGUCGAAAUAUCAAGCCGACUGAAGUAACAAAUACAGACACUGUGACUACUUAUCGUUUCGUAUCAGAUGUUGUCUCUUAA
This is a messenger RNA of Adineta ricciae, 2049 nucleotides long. The record is from the annotation of a GenBank genome assembly. Lineage: Eukaryota; Metazoa; Rotifera; Eurotatoria; Adinetida; Adinetidae.